AAACAAACGUUUGAGAGGAAGAACUGGGAAAGAUUAAAGAACACAUAAAAGGAGAAACCAGUUCUGGGGUCCACUUUCGUUUUCUUCUUCCUUUUUUUUUCCUGUCUCACACUAACCCUAAUUUUACACCCACACCACAAUCUUUACGCUCUAACUUCCCCAAAUUAAUUGGCCAAAACCCUAAACAAUACAUUGCCCCCUCUCUCCUCGCUCUGUUCUUUAACUUCUAAAGCUUUUUUUUUUUUUAACUUUUUUUUAAAGGUAAAGGAAAAGGUUUGCCAAUCAAAUAGCAAAAAAAGCUCAUAUAUAUGUACGUAUAUGAUCAGACGUGUAGAUGCAUGUCGGUGGAAUAACGGUGGAUCUCAAUUGGUUCCUUCAAUUUAUAUUCACGCUAUUUAUAAUAGCUUUAGGAUUGCUUCACUUGGUCAAGAAUACGGCGUCGAAGUACUUCGAGGUCGACGCCAAUUUCGAAGGAGGAGGAGGUGGCACCACUUAUCAGAAUAGCUCGGUUCCUUCCAUUCAUAUGGAAAUGGAAGAUUCCUCUUGUGCCAACUGUGGCAAUCAUGGAACCAAGAAGUGCUCCCGUUGCAAAUCUGUUAGAUACUGCUCAACAAAAUGCCAAGAAGCUCACUGGAAAUCUGGGCAUAAGUCAAAAUGCAAGGAUUUUGUAAGUUUAAAUUCAACACCAAAUUCAAAAUCCAACUUCGGGUUAAAAGCUUCAGGUGUUGGAGGUAGAACCUUUUCUGGCAUUGCGCUGGUUCCUGCCACUGGGCCCACUAAGCUUGUUAAGAAGCCAAGAAAGGUUCUUUUCCCCUAUGAUAUCUUUAUUAAACUUUACAAGUGGGACAAAGUAACAUUCCCUCCUUGUGGGCUCUUAAAUUGUGGAAACAGUUGCUUUGCCAAUGUGGUUCUGCAAUGCCUCACAUUCACACGGCCACUUGUUGGCUACUUGUUGGAGAAAGAUCAUCAAAGAGAAUGUAGACGCAAUGAUUGGUGCUUUCUAUGUGAAUUUCAAGUGCAUGUUGAAAGAGUAAGCAAAAGUUCACAACCCUUUUCACCUAUGAGUAUUCUGUCUCGCUUGCCCAACAUUGGUGGUAAUCUAGGCUGUGGAAGACAAGAGGAUGCUCAUGAAUUUAUGAGGUUUGCCAUUGACAUGAUGCAAUCAGUAUGCCUUGAUGAAUUUGGUGGAGAAAAAGCUGUCGAUCCUGCAACUCAAGAGACAACCUUUAUUCAACAUGUAUUUGGUGGUCACCUACAAUCUCAGGUGAUAUGUACAAAAUGUGACAAGAUUUCAAAUCAGUUUGAAAAUAUGAUGGAUUUAAAUGUUGAAAUUCAUGGGGAUGCUGCAUCCUUGGAGGAAUGUCUUGAUCAGUUCACAGCGAAAGAGUGGCUUCAUGGAGAAAAUAUGUACAAAUGUGAUGGGUGCAAUGACUAUGUCAAGGCAUGGAAGCGUCUCACCAUUCAACGGGCUCCAAAUAUUCUCACAAUUGCCUUAAAAAGAUUUCAGAGUGGGAGGUUUGGAAAACUCAACAAAAGAGUAACUUUUCCCGAGACAUUAGAUCUGAGCCCUUAUACGAGUGAAGGAGAUGGUACAGAUGUGUACACACUUUAUGCUGUUGUUGUCCAUGUGGAUAUGCUAAAUGCAUCUUUUUUUGGUCAUUAUAUCUGCUAUAUUAAGGACUUCCGUGGAAACUGGUACAGAGUUGAUGACUGUAAGGUUCAAAGUGUAGAGGAAUUGGAAGAAGUUCUUUCUCAGGGAGCGUAUAUGCUUUUAUAUAGCAGGGUUUCUGUCAGAUCAUCAUGUCUUAGAACCAUGGAACCUUCAAAAGAGCAGGAGCCAACAACAAAAGUGGAAUCAAGCGGCUGUAAAAAAGUUGAUUGCUUCUCAGUUCUGGAGUCUGUGAAUGCCACAAGCACAUGUGGGUCCCUAGCAUCUGGAAGGAAUUCAGAAUUUGUAAAUGAAUGUGAUGUUGGAUCAAGUUCAGCUGUUUCAAUGGAUGCUUCAUCCAAUGGAAAUGAGUUGUCCUCAAGAGUUGACUCCGAGGAUAUGAAUAUCGAUAAGUUUAAGUCUUUACAUCCCUCUGUUACAGUGGAGAUCUUGGACUGUGAUAGGGAUACAACAAUUACAUUUAAUUCUGAAGCUGCAGCUGAAGAUUCAGAGCGUAUGAAUGCAAUUGAUUCUGAUUCUAAUACGGUUGUUCCAAUGGAGAUUUCUGACUGGGAGAAAGAUUCAUCUUCUGCGACCGACUCCAAAGCUGUCACAAUGGAAGAUUCAGCCAAUGCAGAUCUAGUUAAUUCUGAAUAAAUAUCAGAUAUUGUGAACGAUAUCAAAGUUAACGGCACUAUAUAUUCCUUUUCAGGAAUGGCAGCUUCAACCAAACCUCACAACUUGAGACGCGAAUCCCCCUUGAAUGGUUGGGAUGAUGAUAAUAGGAACAAUGGAGCCAAGAGAGCAGAAAUAACAGAUAGAUAUUGAUAACUGUGGGACAUUUUCUCACUAAUUAAUUGUUCAUAUUUAAUUUUUUUUUUUAAUUUUAUUAUUAUGUUAUCCCAGCAGCAAAAGAAAAGUUUGAGUUGGGAAUUUUUUUCGGGGAUUUCAUUAUUUGUGGAAAUCUCGGAUUUCAUUUGUAACAAUUGUAGAUGGAACCAAUUACCUUCAUUAAAAUGAUAGACAUGGACUACGAGGAUGUCAUUACGGA
Hevea brasiliensis (rubber tree) is the source of this 2699-nucleotide messenger RNA. Its product is annotated as ubiquitin carboxyl-terminal hydrolase 18. NCBI's taxonomy places the organism in Eukaryota, Viridiplantae, Streptophyta, Magnoliopsida, Malpighiales, Euphorbiaceae. Gene Ontology annotation, biological process: protein deubiquitination. Gene Ontology annotation, molecular function: cysteine-type deubiquitinase activity; cysteine-type endopeptidase activity. The record is from RefSeq and is a predicted model, not a curated record. The transcript is spliced from 11 exons. Bases 335 to 2305 code for a protein of 656 amino acids. Gene Ontology annotation, cellular component: cytosol; nucleus.